GCUGGGGUGGGGGAGGAAGGGGCCGACUUCUCACUGCCCAGGUCAAGUCACUUAGUCUGCUGAUAUUUUCUGUGACCACCCACAGUCUUCACAUGAAAUCCAAACUGUUCCUCAGAUAGGAGGCUGGCUGCCUGUGCUCUGAGAUCUGUGUGAGGGGCCCGUGAUGUCAGCCAUUGCAUUUCAGUUUCUUCCAGUAACAUCUCCAGCCUUGUGACAUAUUCCCCCAGGGCCUCCAGAGGACUGAUAAUCGUGAUGUUAAAUUAACCUCUUGCACAGGGCUUGUCUUCAUUGUGUUGAGCUAUACCAGACAACGAGGUUUCUCUUUAAAAACAGAACUGCACGUGUGUAUUUGUAUUCUAUUUUGUAUGUGUGUUUCUGUUGUUUUAACUACAAAAACAGUCAAAUAUUGAAGUAAUCAAAAGGUUUCUCUGAAAGCAUCAUGAAGUCACGGGAAGAGGGAGGGCAUCCCAGGGACAAUCCAUGUGUGUACUCUACAGGCUGUGAGGUCGCUGCCUGGGCACCUGGGAGGCUGAGCCCAGGGCUCUGUCUUUUUCUCUCCCUGUGCGUGUGCAGCCUGUUCAGGUGUGGGAGCUCUGUGCGGUGGUGGUGAGUUCCCUUUCUCCUUGGGAGCACACAGCAGCUGAGGCAGCCUUAGAGAGGAUGGGCUGUGUGAGCUGUUUUCAAGUGUGUGAGGCCUCUUCUGAGAGCCCGGGGUGGGUUAGAGCCCAUUUUGGUUUUGUUUACACAUGCCUGUACUUUAAUUUUUCUCCUACAUUCUCUGGCUGGGACCAUGGAAGAGGAUUGAAUCUCAUCACCCCUUCCCUCAGCUCGGUUCUUGGAACAAGUUAAACACGAGUGUCAUUUCUACAACGGGACGCAGCAUAUGUGGUAUCUGGAGAGACGCGUCCACAACCAGGAGGAGUACGCGCGCUUCGACAGCGACGUGGGCGAGUACAUCGCGGUGACCGAGCUGGGGCGGCCGGACGCCGAGUACUGGAACAGCCAGAAGGAUCUCCUGGAGGACAGGAGGGCCGCGGUGGACACUUUCUGCAGACACAACUACGGGGUCGCGGAGAACUUCACUGUGCAGCGGAGAGUUGAGCCCAAGGUGACUGUGCACCCGACAAAGACGCGGCCCCUGGACCACCACAACCUCCUGGUCUGCUCUGUGAGCGGCUUCUACCCCGGACACAUUGAAGUCAGAUGGUUCCGGAAUGGCCAGGAGGAGAAGGUUGGGGUUGUGUCCACGGGCCUGAUCCAGAAUGGAGACUGGACCUUCCAGACCCUGGUGAUGCUGGAGAUGGUUCCUCAGAGUGGAGAGGUUUACACCUGCCAGGUGGAGCAUCCCAGUCUGACCCGCCCUGUCACAGUGGAGUGGAGGGCACAGUCUACAUCUGCACAGAGCAAGAUGCUGAGUGGAGUCGGGGGCUUCGUGCUGGGUCUGUUCUUCCUCGGGCUGGGGCUGUUCAUCUACUUCAGGAAUCAGAAAGGACAGUCUGGACUUCAGCCGACAGGACUCCUGAGCUGAGGAGAGGUGCCAAGGCUGGAGGAAGGUGCUCCCCUGUCUCCAUGGCAUGAAAACGUGUCCUGUCUGGUUCGCAUUCCUCCAUUGACAGUGCUACCCAGGACCAGGCUCCUCCUGACCCUGGACCCUACAGACCUGUGCUCCCUGAUGGCUUGCUCAGCCCCUGCCUGGGCCUGCUGCCCCAGGACAGAAGUCCUCUCACCUCCUUUGUCCCACUCUCUUUUGUCCCCCACCCUUUGUCUGGAGCUUCUCAGCCAGCUGAUGUCAUGAUGCUUUCUCACAUUUUUCUCAAAUAAACAAAGAGUGAAAAUCA
Peromyscus californicus insignis is the source of this 1838-nucleotide messenger RNA. RefSeq names its product H-2 class II histocompatibility antigen, I-E beta chain-like. Gene Ontology annotation, biological process: immunoglobulin production involved in immunoglobulin-mediated immune response; immune response; positive regulation of T cell activation. The coding region runs from base 884 to 1528 and encodes 214 amino acids. Gene Ontology annotation, molecular function: MHC class II protein complex binding. Lineage: Eukaryota; Metazoa; Chordata; Mammalia; Rodentia; Cricetidae. Gene Ontology annotation, cellular component: MHC class II protein complex; lysosomal membrane; late endosome membrane. The record is from RefSeq and is a predicted model, not a curated record. The transcript has 6 exons.